Molecule: messenger RNA, 2452 nt
Organism: Dermatophagoides farinae (American house dust mite)
Lineage: Eukaryota; Metazoa; Arthropoda; Arachnida; Sarcoptiformes; Pyroglyphidae
Gene: Sf3a1
Product: splicing factor 3a subunit 1
Biological process (GO): mRNA cis splicing, via spliceosome; regulation of alternative mRNA splicing, via spliceosome
Cellular component (GO): U2 snRNP; U2-type prespliceosome; catalytic step 2 spliceosome
Molecular function (GO): RNA binding; protein binding
Source: RefSeq, a predicted model, not a curated record
CUGAGUUUGGUGUGCAUUGAUUUUUCAACUGGUAUUUUGUGUCAAUUUUAUUCGAUUUGCAUAGAUAUAUAUUGUUAAUUUUUCUAGUUUGUAUCAUUUAUCUAUCAAUUCUAUGAAUUUUAAAAAUGAGCGGCAAAAUCAGCAUCAUAUAUCCGCCACCAGAAAUUCGAAAUAUUGUAGAUAAAACUGCCAGCUUUGUCGCUCGUAAUGGACCAGAAUUUGAGACUCGUAUCCAACAAAAUGAACCUAAUAAUAGAAAAUUCAAUUUUCUCAAGCCAGGUGAUCCGUACAAUGCAUAUUAUCAGUUUAAAGUGAAAGAAUUUCGUGAAACCGCUUCAAAUAAUGCCAGUGAAAAUCAGGAUAUUGAACAACAGGAGUCAAAACAACAAGAAGAUACUGAUACGACAUCAUUAACAACUGAAUCGGUUACGAAUUGUAAUCAAAAUGGUCAAUCGAUUACAAAAGCUUCAUCAGUUCCCGUUAGCGGAUCUGUAACACUGAAAACAACUGAUUCUAAAAAAUUAGAAAACAUAAUGAUUCAACCGAUCAUACCGCGUGGUCCACCACCAUCGUUUGAAUUUUCUGAUGAUGCACCAUCUAUUUCUGCUUAUGAGCUUGAUAUUGUAAAAUUAACCGCUCAAUUUGUUGCAAUUCAUGGUCGUUCAUUUCUUAAUACCUUGAUGAACAAAGAAAGUCGAAAUUAUCAGUUUGAUUUUCUACGCCCACAACACGGGCUAUUUACUUAUUUUACUCAAUUGAUUGAACAGUAUAGUAAAGUGUUGAUGCCGUCGAAACAAUUUCUAAAUUCAUUGGAAAAAGAAUUCGAAGAUCCAAAAUUAAUUAUAGAAAAGGUUCGAUAUCGAACCGAAUGGACAAAGAUAAUCGAAGCAGAGAAACGUAAAGAAGAAGAAGAAGCAGAAAAGGAACGUAUUCAAUAUGCACAGAUUGAUUGGCAUGAUUUUGUCAUUGUAGAAACAGUAGAUUAUCAACCAAAUGAAUCGGGUAAUUUUCCACCGCCUACAACACCGGAACAAGUCGGUACUCGAUUACUAAUGCAACAAAGAAUUGAAGCAAACGGUACUGAAACAGUAGAAAUGGAUGUCGAUUCUGAUGAAGAAAAGAAUGAUGGUAAAGAAGAUAAAAAUAAUGAACCAUUACCACCGUUACCACCAUCUUUGGAUAAUGUUCUCAUACGUAAAGAUUAUAAUCCAAAAACAAACAAAACACAACCGACACAAGCUGUUUCAACGAAGAAAUUGCCCGACAAUUAUGUCAUUUCACCAAUUACUGGUGAAAAAAUUCCGGCUGAUAAAUUACAAGAACAUAUGCGCUAUAGUUUGUUGGAUCCAAGAUGGGUUGCUGAACGGGAUCGUACCAUACAGGAAAAAAUUCAACAAGAAGAGGUUUAUGCUGCUGGAUCUGCCAUUGAAAGUUCUUUAAAACAUUUGGCCGAACGUCGUACGGAUAUUUUUGGUUCAGGUGAUGAGGAAACAUUAAUUGGUCGUAAGAUCGGUGAAGAAGAGCAACGAAAACAAGAAAAGGUUACGUGGGAUGGUCAUAUGAAUAGUAUGGAAGCAACAUCACGUGCAGCUCGUGCAAAUAUUUCCAUUGAAGAACAAAUUCAACAUAUUCAUAAAGUCAAAGGAUUAUUACCGGACGAUGAUAAAGAUAAAAUUGGGCCAAGUAUGCCCACCACAUCGGCAUCGACCAAUCCGAACAUGGUGGUAAAUACCGUUCCGAAUAUGCCACCACCACAACCGAUUCGUCAUCCUGCUACAGCUGGCUCACUUUUAAUGACUCCAACUUCGACAACAUCGAUGAUGCAACCAACACGUAGCGAUUAUGGAUUGAUUUCAGGCACUAUACCUGGAACAUUACCAAUGUAUUCAACACAUACGAUGCCACCACCGAUUGCUUCACAUUUGGCGCCACAAAUGUCAGCUGCAGGUAUAAUUCCACCACCAAAUAUUCCAGUACAACCACCACCACCACCACCAAUCCCAAGUUUAGCAGAAUCAAUUGAACCAGUAUACAAAAAACAACGGACAGAAGAUAAUUUAAUUCCGGAACAAGAAUUUUUAAAAACAUGUUCAUCUUCAAACUUAACAAUCAAAGUGCAUGUACCACAAUCAUCGGAAAAAACAGAAUGGAAAUUGAAUGGUCAAGUUAUUAACUUGACAUUGCCAUAUACUGAUUCGCUUUCGGUGGUCAAAGCGAAAAUACACGAAUUGACCAAUUUACCGCCUGGAAAACAAAAACUUCAAGCUGAAGGAAUUUUUUUAAAAGAUCAAAAUUCAUUGGCAUUUUAUAAUCUACCUAAUGGGGCAUCAAUUUUAUUGGCAUUGAAAGAACGUGGUGGACGUAAAAAAUAAACCUGAUGAUUUUUGUAUUUUAUUUUAUACAUUCAUUUAUUCAAUAUUUCUUUUCAUAAUCAAACAAAUAAAUCUAAUAA